AUAUUGCAAUAGAUUACAACAUCGGAUCUUCAUCGUUAGAUGUCUAACAAUCUUGUUAUUUGGAUGCAAGCAAUUAACGGUCAAAUCCCCUUGCCCGAACUACUGCCCUUCGGCAUCCAAUUGCAGUGGAAUCCUAUUGGAGAGCCCGCGUCAAGAAAGACAACAGCAUCUCCAAUCUGCGUACAGUUGAAUCGAAACUUCAAGACAAACAAAUCAAGCAAGCAAAGAGCAGAAAAAUGCAGAAAUCCCGCAAAAGAAAGCAGCCCGAGCUUAAUCCCCUGCCACAGUCUCGAACCAAACCAGGUAGAGCCACCGUUUGCCUCAACAAACCCACCAACGACCCGUAUCCGACCCACCCACGGCCCACCCCGGAGGAAUGCCGAGCCGUGCGGGACGACCUCUUGGUCCUCCAUGGCUUCCCCCAAGAGUUCGCCAAGUACCGCAGACAAAGACCAACGUCUCCUGAUGAUGAAACUCAUGGUUUUCCGAAACCGGAGCCAUUAGACGGGGAUGCCCUGGAGGAGAGCGUUUUGGACGGUUUGGUUAAAACUGUGCUCUCGCAGAACACUACGGAAGUUAAUUCUCAGAGGGCUUUUGACUCUCUCAAGUCUGCCUUUCCCACUUGGGAAGAUGUCCUUUCGGCUGAAUCCAAAUGUAUAGAGAAUGCUAUAAGAUGUGGAGGUUUAGCCCCGACCAAGGCGUCUUGCAUUAAGAAUAUAUUGAGUUGUUUGCUUGAGAAAAAAGGCAAAUUAUGCUUGGAGUACUUGCGAGAUUUGUCGGUUGAUGAAAUUAAGGCUGAGCUCUCGCAAUUCAAAGGAAUUGGCCCCAAAACGGUGGCUUGUGUGUUGAUGUUCCAUCUCCAGCAAGAUGAUUUUCCAGUGGACACACAUGUGUUUGAGAUUGCAAAGGCCAUUGGUUGGGUACCAGCUCUGGCUGACAGGAACAAGACAUAUCUUCAUCUCAAUAAAAAGAUCCCGAAUGAACUCAAGUUUGAUUUGAAUUGUCUCCUGUAUACACAUGGUAAACUCUGCCAUAGAUGCACCAAGAGAGUGGCUAAGCAGCAAAGAAAGGAAUCCCAUGAUAGCUCCUGUCCUCUAUUAAAUUACUGCAAGAACUCUUAAUCUGAAACCAGUUAACAACUUCAAUUAAAGGUUUUUAAUCUGAAAACCUCGCUUGAUCCUGUUCUGCCUUUUCUUUUCCUUCUUCCCUUGUUUGUUCGUGGGCCAGGGGGUAGUUCUUUGGUUGAUCAUUAGGAGGAUUUGUGCAGGUGAUGUGUAGGUUCUACUUUGAUAUAACAUGAAAUGUGGUGAUA
Alnus glutinosa is the source of this 1312-nucleotide messenger RNA. RefSeq names its product putative DNA glycosylase At3g47830. Bases 237 to 1121 code for a protein of 294 amino acids. Gene Ontology annotation, biological process: base-excision repair. Gene Ontology annotation, molecular function: catalytic activity. The record is from RefSeq and is a predicted model, not a curated record. NCBI's taxonomy places the organism in Eukaryota, Viridiplantae, Streptophyta, Magnoliopsida, Fagales, Betulaceae. The transcript has 4 exons.